Exophiala oligosperma is the source of this 2201-nucleotide messenger RNA. RefSeq names its product tRNA-intron endonuclease. The transcript has 2 exons. Gene Ontology annotation, cellular component: tRNA-intron endonuclease complex. Bases 252 to 1763 code for a protein of 503 amino acids. Gene Ontology annotation, biological process: tRNA splicing, via endonucleolytic cleavage and ligation; tRNA-type intron splice site recognition and cleavage. The record is from RefSeq and is a predicted model, not a curated record. Lineage: Eukaryota; Fungi; Ascomycota; Eurotiomycetes; Chaetothyriales; Herpotrichiellaceae. Gene Ontology annotation, molecular function: tRNA-intron lyase activity; nucleic acid binding.
AAAAGUGACUGGCGAAGCAAAUAAUUUCCCCGCGCAGCCCGAAGUUUUGAUGCAGACCAGAUUUUUGGGCCAACAGCAACUCUUUCUACACACACCUCAUUCACCAACAAUCCAAACAUCUCUCCAUCCAUCCACAAGCGAAACCCUCUCGCCCUGCAUUAAAUGCUCGACCGCGCAUCAGAUUCGUAUCCUCGCAUCCUCUGUCGCUCUGCGGCACAACGGAAGAGAAAAUUUAGUGCCAUGAGGUCAACAUGGCUUCUUCCUCGACUGUAUCAACAAUGAACAAGACAAGUACUGGGACGGACCCGAAAGCGUCUUCUUCAAAGCCACAGCAGAAACGACCUCGUAGGCCCAAUUACAACUAUAUACAUCGAAAUCUCCUGCCCAUCGAAGUCCACCCUCUUCCUGUUCUCAUUCCACACAACCCGCUAUCCCUCGUCGCCAUUGCCUUGUCGUAUCUCACACAAAUCCUGGCCCCUCCACGAAGACCGACGUAUAAAGGAUAUUUCUCCUCGGCGACUUCUUCCAUCCAUGUUACAGAUGCCGGGACCAUCAGGAAGCUAUGGGAGAUGGGCUUUUUUGGUCGAGGAAGCUUGAGCCGAAGUGAACCAACGUGGAUGGACAAUCGCAAGAAGCAAGGUGUCACGGCGGAAGAAAAUACAGCUCAACGUCGACAGCAGAGAAGACAGUUGAAGCAGGAACGUGCCCGGAAGGAGCAAGAAGAGAUAGAGCAAAAACUGGCCGAAGAAUCACGGACAAAGGACAAGGUUGGUGAAGUUCUCUCAGAAAAUGUCCUCAAGACGAAUGCUCGGGAUUUGAACGAUAUUGGGAGUGUGUUGGACUCUGCCAACGGCACUCCAACGCUUGAAAACCAAGAAGAUAAAGAGAACAACAGUUCAAUACAUGGGUUUCACGAAUGGAAAAACGCGAUAGAGGCGAAUGGCAUUCCGACACCUCCUCCGACUUCAACGUCGUCAGAGGCCAGCCACACUGACGGUCGACCGGUCAAACGACUACAACGGACCAAGACGGUCCGCUUCUCACCCACCAUCGAGGCCAGGGAAUUUGACUUGAGUUCGCCUGUGAUUUCACCGAUUAAGAAUCCUGGGACCACGGCAAUGGAGGAAACCCAACCCGAGGCAGAGGCCGCCCAGGAGAACCAAGAACAUCUGAAUCUGUCUCUCGAAGAGGCAUUUUUCUUGUCUUAUGGCUUGGGGGUGCUUGACAUCUAUUGCGACGACAGCGACGCCGUAUUGCCUCCGUCUUCCCAGUUAUCCCUCUUCCGCCGCCAUUCCUACUCUCCCCCACGAAGUCUUUCCGUCCCAGCCGGACCCGACGACCCCUUCAUGUUGUCAUACGCUGUGUACCACCAUUAUCGAUCCCUGGGCUGGGUGGUCCGGUCGGGGGUCAAGUUUUCCACGGAUUAUUUAUUGUACAAUCGAGGUCCUGCCUUUUCACACGCCGAGUUCGCCGUCGUGAUUGUUCCAUCAUACACCCACCCGCACUGGACGGAUUCACCCGAGUCUACAAAGUCGAUCGAGCAAAAGACCAAAAAGUCUUGGUGGUGGUUGCACGGCGUCAAUAGGGUUCAGGCGAAUGUACACAAACAAUUGGUUUUAUGUUAUGUCGAUGUCCCACCUCCUUUUGUGGUCGGAGGUGAUGACAAGUCUUCCCGGGACAUCGACAUCGGGUUACUUCUUUCACGGUACAAAAUUCGGGAUGUCAAUGUACGGCGUUGGACUCCGAAUCGGAGUAGGGAUUGAGGAUUAUAAUGAUUUUGAUGAUGAAAGAAUGAAAAUGAUGAGAUGAUGAUGAUGAGACUUCAAUUUCCUUCCCAAUGUGGAGUAAAUUUCACAUCAAAAUGAAAAAUGUUGUAUCCGGUACGACGAUGAGGGCCAAAAAAGACAGUUGUUGAUCUUCGAGACCAAUUCAUGAGUAUCUACGGUUUCAAUGGACACUCAUCUUAGUUGGGAUAUUGAGAAUGUAGGUUGUGUACUGUACUGCACUGUAGAUGACAGUGUGAGGGUGUACUUGCGGCACAGACAAAAGAUGGUCCCGGUUUGAAAACAGGAUAUUGUUAUGGUUCCUGUCAAGUCUGAGUCUGUGAGCCUUGAGUCUUGGAUCUAAAUCACGAUGGCCCGCAUAUGCUCUCAUGAAUAAACCGUAACGUACGAAGAGGUUAGCCAUACGAAGAAGUACCA